Molecule: messenger RNA, 2056 nt
Organism: Gloeophyllum trabeum ATCC 11539
Lineage: Eukaryota; Fungi; Basidiomycota; Agaricomycetes; Gloeophyllales; Gloeophyllaceae
Product: MFS general substrate transporter
Exons: 18
Coding region: 319-1947 (542 amino acids)
Biological process (GO): transmembrane transport
Cellular component (GO): membrane
Molecular function (GO): transmembrane transporter activity
Source: RefSeq, a predicted model, not a curated record
AAAAGGCGAGGUCAGGUGUGGUGCAUGACUAUUCCCUGACCUGGUUUAGCUAUGGCAAAUCCGGAGUACGGAAGAUUCAAAUCUUGUGGGGCCGCGCAAUGCGUACUAGCUCGAGAAGGGCGUUCGUCUGCUGACCUCCGAGUCUCGCUUCCGCCAUCUGCCCGGCAAUAACGUUGGUAAAGAUAUGACUUCUCUUAGCACAGAAAUAUCGCGACGGCCGGGCCGCUCUCUCGCGUUCGCAUUCUGCUAAAGUGCGGACUUGCAACGGCCGAAUUCUGCAUCUUGUCCUGGACGUCGCCACCGAAGGGACUAUCCAUCAUGACUGAGAGGGUUCACGUUGCACCCGCUGUCCUUGCUCCCGGCGCUAUGGGUGAGGACGUCCGCGUGGAGAAGGAGAAAGAGCAGAGCGUCGAACAGCUCGAAAUCGCGCCCGACGACUUGGUUUGGGCUACGCGAGAGGCCGAGGACGUUGAACCGCCCCGGUCGUUCUUUGGCAAGUUUCUCAAGAAGAACCCUUCUCCCCAGUUCCUCGCCGAUGUCCAGAAGAUGAACACGAUCGUGCUCGACCCCGUUCAAGUCAAGCGCAUCGAACGCAAAGUGGACGCGCUCAUUAUCCCGGCUCUUGCAGUCUGCUAUGCAUUCUACUACAUCGACAAGACCACCCUUUCUUACGCCGCUAUUUUCGGACUGAAAAAGGACCUCAAACUUUUGGCGUCUGAAUACAGCUGGCUUUCUAGUCUCUUCUACUUCGGCUGGCUUGGAUGGGCUCUACCCACGAACAUGCUCAUGCAGAAGUUCCCACUCAACAAGUAUCUGGCGUUCAACAUAUUCAUGUGGGGGGUCCUCUUGAUGUGUCAAGCCGCAAGCAGGAACUUUACCGAGCUCGCUGUUCUGCGUGUCUUGUCCGGCGCGUUCGAGGCGACCGCGGACCCGGCGUUCCUUCUCAUCACUGCGACCUGGUACACAAGGGGUCAGCAGCCGAUCCGUAUUGGCUGGUGGUACUGUGCGAACGGCCUUGGUAUUGCCCUCGGCGGUCUGCUCGGGUACGCGAUCGGACAUAUCAAGGGCGCACUUUCGUCGUGGAAGUAUGAAUUCCUGAUCAUCGGCGCUCUCUGCUCCGGAUGGUCCAUCAUUCUGUUUAUCUUUGUCCCGGACUCGCCGUACACUACCCACUGGUUCACGAGGCCCGAGCGGCUGAUUAUUGUCUCGAGGAAACGGAAUGAUCAUCAUGGGCCUGAACAUCGCCAAUGGAAUGCUUCUCAGGUGCUGGAGGCUUUCAUCGACCCGAAGAUCUACCUGUUCUUCCUCUUCGGGUUCUUUGCCAAUGUCCCCAACGGUGGCACGUCCAACUUCGGCACUCUGAUCACGAAAGGGUUCGGCUUUGGCACGUUGGAGACCACCUUGAUGCAGAUCCCUUAUGGCUUCAUCAUUGUUCUUUUCAUCCUUGUCGCUAUGUAUGCAACACAGAGGAUGCCCAAGAAUACCCGUACUAUACUUAUGGUCUUGACGAACAUUCCGACUGUUGUCGGCUUCGCCAUGGUCGCCUGGGCUGAGCCGAAAGUUGCUCGACUCAUCGGCUACUGGAUCACGGGCGCCUCUAAUGCAACCUUUGUUGUUGGUCUGUCACUUGUUUCAGGUAAUGUUGGUGGUCAGACCAAGAAAGCCCUCGCAAGUGCUGCGGUGUUCUUGGGUGUUGCUACUGGGAAUAUCGUUGGACCUUUCCUCUUUUUAGACUCAGAGGCUCCUGUCUACACAACCGGGAUUAUUGGCUGCCUGGUGUCUCGUGCACUUGAGAUUGUUGUCAUUAUAAUCUUGCGCAUCCUCUUUGUGACUGCAAAUCAGCGCCGUGACAGGGCUGCUGUUGAUGGUAACAUGCCAGCAAGAGAGGACCUGGACAACGAGGAUAUCUCUGACUGGAAGAACCCACACUUCCGCUAUGUGGCUUGACACUAUUGAUGUAGUACUGUGGUUUUCAUUCACUCUUCUACUGGUCCCCAAUACUUUAAUGCAGUGAUAGCAUUGUUCAUACUGGAGAUGAAUCAUUAUGGUAUAUACU